ACACGACAUACCGGUGCGCGUUGAAGCUACAAAUGAGGAUGCUGCGAAAAGACUUCUGAAGAGUUGUCCUCCCCUCUAACGAGCAGGUCACCCUGAGAGGGUAAUUAUUUGUGACUUAAAUGGCGGAGGAAUUGUUGGUGGAAAACGAUGCAAAAGUCAAGGGGCACCUCACAAAGUCGCUGCUGGCGGUGGCUUUCCUGGCCUCGUUCGGCAGCUCCAUGCUCUACGGCUACAACCUGGCAGUAGUCAACUCUCCCGCGCAGUACAUCAAAAGCUUCUAUAAUGAGACAAUGGCAGAAAAUUACGACUGGAUCCCAGAUGAGGGUCAUCUCACCAUUUUGUACUCCCUCACUGUCUCAGUCUUUGCCAUUGGUGGGAUGUUUGGGUCCCUACUAGUGGGCAGACUCGUUACCAAAUAUGGAAGGAAAGGGACUCUGGUGAGAAUCACCGUUCUGGUGUUUAUAGGAGGAGCUCUGAUGGCCUUCAGCAGAUGGAACAGAAAUCCUUGGAUGGUAAUCAUUGGUCGCUUCAUCACAGGAUUACACUCAGGGAUCUCUCUCAGUGUGGUGCCGAUGUACCUCGGUGAGAUUGCCCCCAAGAACCUAAGAGGCUUCCUCGGCCUCAUUCCCAGCAUCCACAUUUGUCUCGGAGUUUUCAUUGCUCAAGUCUUGGGGCUCUCUGAACUCCUAGGAAAGGAAGAGGACUGGCCUCUGCUCCUCUCCAUUAUAGUGUUUCCUACUGUGGUCCAGCUAAUGCUGUUGCCAUGGUUUCCAGAGAGUCCACGAUACCUGCUGAUAGAGAAAGGGAAUGUGCACGCCACUAUCAAAGCCCUGAAGUGGUUCCGUUCUAAAGGAAACAUCCAGGCUGAGAUUGAGGAGAUGCAAGAGGAGCAGCGCUCCCUGUCCUCCAUCCAGACCCUCUCUGUCUGCAGCCUGUUCAUGGACCGCUGUGUCCGCUGGCAGGUCAUCACUAUUGUGGUGUUAAACAUUGGCAUGCAGCUCUCAGGAAUUGAUGCGAUCUGGUUCUACACAAAUGACAUAUUUAAGAAUGCAGGAAUCCCAGAGCCUCUUAUCCAGUACACGACGGUCGGAACUGGUGCCAUUGAGGUCAUCGCAGGGUUGCUGGGGUGUUUUACUGUCGAGCGUCUGGGCAGAAGACCUCUGAUUAUUGGCGGCUUUCUCUUCAUGGGAAUGUGCUGCGCUGGGAUCACUGUGUCCGUCCUCUUCCAGGUGCAGCUGUCAUUCAUGCGCUACAUCAGCGUGGGCUGCGUUGUUGGAAUUAUUGCCGGCUUCUGCAUAGGUCCAGCCGGCGUGCCUUUCCUCAUCACUGCCGAGCUGUUUAAGCAGUCUCACCGACCUGCUGCCUACACCGUGGGUGGUUGUCUCAACUGGCUGUCCAACUUCACCAUUGGUUUUGUCUUUCCCUUCCUAGAGACGAGUAUGGGUCCGUACUGUUACCUGAUCUUCUGUGCCAUCUGCGUGGGAGUGGCCCUCUACACCAUCUUCAUCGUUCCUGAAACCAAGAACAAAACCUUCGUGGAGAUCAGCCAGAUGUUCGCUGCCAAGAACAACAUCUUUGAAGAGGAGCUGAUGGCCAACGGUGAUCUGAAAAUGGCUCAGGUGAAGGGCUAUCAAACCAUCGCCUAAUAUGAAUAAGAAGAGCCCAGCAGGAGAGAGGAGAUCGACUGACUUUAUUAGGCUGUGUACUUUACAUGGUCAAAUUGGCCAUUGGUCACACUUUAAGUCUCUUAGCAUCUUAAAGCAUUUUUAAUGGGAAGUUUUUACCCAAUAGUUUCACUUAUCUUGAACACACACUUAGCUUAAAGAAGGAAUUUGUGGCCGUGAACGUGAUGUGAGUAAAGCAAUACUACUAUUACUGUAUGUUUACACCUUUGAGCUCAAGGUGAAUGUCUUGAGCGAGAGCUGGAGCUUGUUUGUUGUCUUUUGUUUAGUAAUUUAGUGUCUCUCUUUAAUGAAGAGAACUGAAUAUUGUGGCUACUGUAGUAGUCAUUCCAUGUAUCUUAUCAAAAGAAAUGCACAUUUUUGUAAUUCUUUAACAAGUUUUACAAUUUAUCAAUGAAUCUGAGCUGAACACACUUUGAACAUGACUGAUUUUGUCUGUGCUGUACCAUGAUAUAAAGGCUCCAAUGCUUCGGGUGUUUAUGUUUUUGUUUUCUACAGCUGUGGUGAUGCUGGAACACAAAGCUGCUCCCAUAUUUAAAUUAAAAUAAAAGUGAAAUAUCA
Mugil cephalus (flathead mullet) is the source of this 2243-nucleotide messenger RNA. RefSeq names its product solute carrier family 2 member 15b (gene slc2a15b). Gene Ontology annotation, biological process: monosaccharide transmembrane transport. The transcript has 12 exons. The record is from RefSeq and is a predicted model, not a curated record. Lineage: Eukaryota; Metazoa; Chordata; Actinopteri; Mugiliformes; Mugilidae. Bases 120 to 1646 code for a protein of 508 amino acids. Gene Ontology annotation, molecular function: hexose transmembrane transporter activity. Gene Ontology annotation, cellular component: membrane.